Molecule: messenger RNA, 1379 nt
Organism: Anguilla rostrata (American eel)
Lineage: Eukaryota; Metazoa; Chordata; Actinopteri; Anguilliformes; Anguillidae
Product: olfactory receptor 52K2-like
Exons: 2
Coding region: 413-1369 (318 amino acids)
Biological process (GO): G protein-coupled receptor signaling pathway; detection of chemical stimulus involved in sensory perception of smell
Cellular component (GO): membrane
Molecular function (GO): G protein-coupled receptor activity; odorant binding; olfactory receptor activity
Source: RefSeq, a predicted model, not a curated record
UAGAAUGGGAAGAAAAGCAAAACAAAAAGAUAUUUCAGAAACCAAAGAUAAUCAUUGCACCAUUUGUGGAGAAAACACAAGUAUUUCCUCAUUGAAGUGAACAUUCAUGGCAAAUGUUGAUUGGACACAGGCAAAGAACAGAAGUAGCACAAUAUCACAGUAAUAAUGCAUCUCAGAAAAAGGCUGCACCUGUGGGCCUGAUUCCCUAGGCUGCAAGUGACUCUGCAGUAAUACGUCAAAAGCAGCAGCAUCUGCCACCCGUCUUUCAGAGUCCGGGGGCGGUCCUCUCCUGCCUCUAAAAUGAGUGACAGCACAAAGAGGGGAGGGCCCAUGCAGGAUAAAGCUAGAAAUUGUGUCAGGAAGGGAGGACUGCCAACCAGAAACCUGAGACAGGGUCUGGUCUCAGGCACUGAUGGCAGAGAUGGAAAAUGUGUCGUAUGUACCUUUGAAGCAGCCCAUCGUGUUCACAGUGGAAGGCUUCAUCAUAACCAGGCAGCAGGGGUACCUUCUGUUUUUUGUCUCUCUCAUCGUGUAUGCUGUGAUGUUGCUGGGAAACAUCACCGUGGUUAUGGUGAUAGUAGCGGAUGCCAAACUCCACAAGCCCAUGUACAUGAUGAUGUGCAACCUGGCAGCAUGCGAUCUGCUCGGGGGCACGACAGUCAUGGCCCAGCUGAUGCCACAAUUCUUAACAGGGUACAACACCAUCGGCUACACAGCGGCCAUUUUCCAGGUCUUCGUUGUCCACACGUAUGGCUUGGCCGUCGCCACCAUUCUGUCGGCCAUGGCGUACGACCGCUAUGUGGCCAUCUGCCAGCCGCUGCACUACCACGCCAUCAUGACCACUAGGAGGCUGGUUUCACUGUGUUGUCUUGCCUGGUUUGUCGCUGUCUGCAAAGUCGUGAUCCUCGUCAUUCUAACUGUGCAAACGCCACUGUGUGGGACAUUAAUAAUGCAUGUCUACUGCAGUAAUGGAGCCAUUCUGAGGCUGGCGUGCAUACCCACCCCCAUCAACAACAUCUACGAUUUGUGUACAAUUUGGUCCCUAAGAUCCGGGUGCUUCUUAAUCAUUGCUUUUUCCUAUGUCAAGAUCCUCAAAGCAUGCAUCAUCAAACAGGAGAAAAACAGUUGGAGCAAGGCCAUACAGACGUGCGCCUCCCAUCUCACCAUUUAUAUCCUCUUUGAGAUCUCCAUUUUAAUCAUUGUCAUCACCUACAGAUUGCAAGAGAUCAGCCCCAACGCCAAGAAGUUCUGGGCCAUUUUUUUCAUCAUUGUGCCCCCCACAGUCAACCCAAUCAUCUAUGGCAUCGCCACAAAAGAUAUUCGCACAAACAUCGUGAAGUUUUUCAAAUCCACUAUUUCACCGAAAUAGGGAAACCAGC